CACUGAUGGUUAAUACAAAAACCAUGAAACACUCGCAGUUGGAUAAAGUCAUGUAAAAAGUGUAAAUGAAUCAUCAUUGCAGAGAACCAAGAGGUUCAAACCAAUGUUCCUCAUAGAGUAGUAUCUAGAACCAUUGUGAGUAAUAUGCAAAUAUGAAUUCGACAAAUGUUUCAUCGAAUGCUUCGACGACUGUUUCCUCUGCUGCGCCAGCAAGCGAAGUGAAGAUUGGAAGAUCACUAUACACUCAGACAACGUGCUUUGUUAUUGCCACGAUGGCCUUUCUUGGGAAUCUGCUUGUAAUUCUCCUCAUCCUCGUGAAAAAAGGAAAAUUUUUGAAGAAAUCUUACAACAUUUUGAUUCUAUCCUUGGCCAUGUCUGAUAUUCUCACCGCUUUGAUGCUUGUCACAAACCCAGCUAUGGUCCUUGGUGACGCGUUUCCUUAUCCUAACAAUCACGUCUUGGGCGAUGUCUUCUGUCGAGUUAUUUGGAGUCGUACGUUUCUCUUCCAGUUGUUGGUUUUCUCUGCCUACAUCUGUGUGGCUUUGGCAACGGAGCGUUGGUUUGCAGUGGUUAAGCCUCAACAGUACAACCAGGUCUUCAACAAGAAGCGCACGCUCGUUUAUAUCUUCCUCGUGUGGCUGUGGUCGGUUAUCCUUUGUGCUUCAAAUUCGUUUCAGCUCUCCUACAUAUCGUCGAAUCCCCCAAAUAGCCGAUGCAAAUGGAACUUUGGCUCGGCUACUCAAACAGUCCGCAUCAUUAUCGCAGUCAUUCAAACCUUCUUCAAAAUGGCGUUUCCGUGUCUGACCAUGUUGUUCCUGUUCAUUCACAUGGUUUACAAAGCAAGCAAAUCCACAGUCACCUCAGUUGAGAGCAAGGCUAAAUUGCGCGGAAAAAUAACGCGGAUGGUUGGUGCUGCUUCUUUGGCAUUAAUAAUCUGUUUCGCACCGUCUCAGAUUAACUACACCCUGGCAGUGGCGGGAAAAACAGGACUAGAUAACACCGUACACCACGUUCUCUCGCUCUUGGCGUUGGUCAACAGCUGUUUGAACCCGUUCAUCUACGGGCUGAGCAACAAAAAUUACCGCCAAGGUUAUCAGCAGAUUCUACUUUCACUGUACCCUUGGUGCAUCAAGAGACAUGGAAACAGAGUGGUGUCACGUCCGAUAAGUCGCCGGACCGAUUUAACCAGGCCGGGUACUUCGAGUUAGAGCUGAGAGUAUACCCUGUCGUUACUGUUCUUGUUUCAAAGAAGAUGCUGCCAUGUAAUUUAGCAUGCUAAGUGUCUUUCUUUUGGUAUCAUUUAACGAAAGGUCAAAGAGCAAGCCCAAAAAACACAUCCACCUAACUUGUCAAAAAUACUGUAUUUUAUGUACAAAAGUGAGUGGCGAGAAGAAUCCUAUCGAAAUCAAUUACAUUCACUUAACCAUGAUAAACAUUUCGCCAAAGUACAAAGUAAUAAAUUAUGGUCUCAGACUUAAGAGCAAUGAAUAAUCUUUUGAUGUAAAAAAAAAAA
This is a messenger RNA of Pocillopora damicornis (cauliflower coral), 1513 nucleotides long. RefSeq names its product melatonin receptor type 1A. Gene Ontology annotation, molecular function: G protein-coupled receptor activity. Gene Ontology annotation, cellular component: membrane. The record is from RefSeq and is a predicted model, not a curated record. NCBI's taxonomy places the organism in Eukaryota, Metazoa, Cnidaria, Anthozoa, Scleractinia, Pocilloporidae. Gene Ontology annotation, biological process: G protein-coupled receptor signaling pathway.